Molecule: messenger RNA, 1847 nt
Organism: Gadus chalcogrammus (walleye pollock)
Lineage: Eukaryota; Metazoa; Chordata; Actinopteri; Gadiformes; Gadidae
Product: ribonuclease inhibitor-like
Exons: 4
Coding region: 952-1521 (189 amino acids)
Molecular function (GO): protein binding
Source: RefSeq, a predicted model, not a curated record
UGUGAGAGGUCACGAGUAGGCAUGUAAAAGGAGAGAGGGGGAAGAGAGACAGGAGGAGAGUACUUAAUCCUUUGUAGAGAUCGCCCAGCUAAAUGAUAUUUAAACGUUUACUUAUUUGUAACCAGUUGUAACCAGUAGCGGCACCAAAUAAUUAUGAUUGCGGGGGUUGGUGGCCCGAGGUAGUCGUGGUUGUCGGCGAUAGGAUGUGUGUUUCAGGUGUGUGUUUACAUAAAGUCUCUCUCAGGGUGGUGUGGAUAAUGGGACACGAGAGUUGCAGACUCUUAUAACAUGGGCUCCUGUCUGGUCGUUCCUGUACUUCUCGCCACAUUAUUAUUAAAAGCAGAUUUUAAAUAAAAUUUAAUAUUUGUCCUAACAAAAUGACUUGGGGUUUCGGGAGAGGGGGGCUUGGAGGGGGCUUAGCCUUUUUCAGGGGAGCUCAAGCCCCCUCCCCUUGUAACCGCCGCUGGUUGUAACCCUAAUGAACUGAAUUACAAUACAAAAAAUACAUGAUGCUUCAAUAAAAAGUCUAAUUAAUAUACGAGUCUCAAACACUACAAAAAACUCAAAUUGAAUAAACAUAAGAAUCUAAUGUAUAUAUUGGCUAAAUUAAUAAAACAUCGACUCUAAUUUAAGAUUUCUCCUUCAUUAUGUUAAAAUUAAAAGGUCUAAGUUACUUUAAUGUGUUCUGUUUAUUUUGUGUGAAGGCUCAAUGGCUGUUGUCUGUCAGAGGGAUGCUGUGAAGCUCUGGCCUCAGUUCUCAGCUCCAACUCCUCUAGUCUGAGAGAGCUAGACCUGAGUAUCAAUGAUCUGGAGGAUUCAGGAGUGAAGCUGCUCUCUGCUGGACUGGGGAGUCCACACUGUACACUGGAAACUCUCAGGCUAAAUGGCUGUCGUCUGUCAGAGAGAUGCUGUGAAGCUCUGGCCUCAGUUCUCAGCUCCAAGUCCUCUAGUAUGAAAAAGCUGGAACUGAGUACCAAUGAUCUGCAGGAUUCAGGAGUGAAGCUGCUCUCUGCUGGACUGGGGAGUCCACACUGUACACUGGAAACUCUCAGGCUAAAUGGCUGUCGUCUGUCAGAGAGAUGCUGUGAAGCUCUGGCCUCAGUUCUCAGCUCCAAGUCCUCUAGUAUGAAAAAGCUGGAACUGAGUACCAAUGAUCUGCAGGAUUCAGGAGUGAAGCUGCUCUCUGCUGGACUGGGGAGUCCACACUGUACACUGGAAACUCUCAGCCUCAAUGGCUGUGAUCUGUCAGAGAGAUGCUGUGAAGCUCUGGCCUCAGUUCUCAGCUCCAAGUCCUCUAGUCUGAAAAAGCUGUACCUGAGUACCAAUGAUCUGCAGGAUUCAGGAGUGAAGCUGCUCUCUGCUGGACUGGGGAGUCCACACUGUACACUGGAAACUCUCAGGUCAGUUAUCAGCCUCUUCUUCAAACUGGUUAUUCUAGCUUCCAGUAAGUGCUGCUCCUGCCUCAUUUCUGUUGCUCUUUUCUCUGCUGACAAAACACUCCCUGGUUCUACACAAUGUUAGAACAUGUGAAGAAACGGUCUUAGCGUACCAAACACAGCAGACUUCUCCUGACUCUAACCAAACAAUAUCUCAUUGAGUUGUAGCUAUUGAGAAAGGAGCAUUUGUUUAAGAUCCUGUCACAUCCAAGUGAAGGCAGUUCUGCUGUCUGUGAUGUCAUCUCCCCACUUCCUCUUCCUGUUCUCAGACUCUCAGGGUGACACAGCUUUGUCUCCAUGAAGUAUCAAUACAGCUUUUACUUGUCUUCAAUGUUGAAUGAAUACACUUUAUAAAUGUGGUUACUUUAGUAGAAACUGCUCUCAACCAGAUGCAAUAACGUGUGUGUGUGU